AAAAAGUUCUUUAAGCUACCACCAAAUAUGUGAGAUCCAAACAGGUUCCAUCAACUUCUUGAUGUAUAUAUAUGCAACUUAUCUUAUCUUCCAAUUUAUAUGCAAUUUUCCAUCUUUCACCAUCCAUUUUCUCUCCUAAAGCAUACCGAUUCAAUAAGCUAAUGAACUCAUUUAACAUAUUGCAUUAUCUCUCUUCCACAUGGCACUGAAAUCCACAGAGAUUUAUAAGCGUCGGCUUUUCUAUGUAAAGCCCAAGAUUUCUCCUGCAAGGAGGAAGAGUGAGAGAGAAGUGAGGGUAAUGAGCAAUCCAGUGAAGUUCGAGGAUGUCAGUGAGGAGUUGCAGAAGAUUCUGGAUGCUGAUAUGGACCAAGCGGGGCCCAGGCGUCGUGCUCGUGAGGCCUUCAAGCACAUUCAGCUCUCCAUUGAUCAUAUCUUGUUUAAGAUGCCAUGUGACAGGUUGAAGAUGACAGAGUCAUACGAUGUGAAUUCCAGAGGGUUGGAAAUAUUUUCGAAAAGUUGGGUUCCAGAAAGCAGUUCCCCAAAGGCAGUAGUGUGUUAUUGUCAUGGUUAUGGCGAUACAUGCACGUUUUUCUUUGAAGGAAUCGCUAGAAAGUUAGCAUCUUCUGGUUAUGCGGUUUUUGGUAUGGAUUACCCGGGAUUCGGUCUGUCAGAAGGUCUACAUGGCUAUAUUCCAAACUUUGACCUAAUAGUUGAUGAUGUGAUUGAGCACUACUCUAAGCUGAAAGAAAAACCAGAGUUUCGUCUUUUGCCAAGUUUCCUGUUCGGUCAAUCUAUGGGGGGAGCAGUAGCCCUGAAGGUGCACCUAAAACAACCAGAUGCUUGGAACGGUGCAGUUCUUGUUGCACCUAUGUGCAAGAUAGCAGAUGAAAUGGUUCCCCCAUGGCCGGUGGCUCAAAUCCUAAUUGGAAUAGCGAAAUUACUUCCAAAACAAAAGCUUGUUCCACAAAAGGAUUUAGCCGAGUUGGCGUUCAGAGAAGUGGAGAAGCGACAACAGACUGCCUACAAUGUGGUUGCUUACAAGCAUAAGCCUCGGUUAAGAACAGCCGUGGAGUUGCUGCGGACAACCCAAGCGAUCGAGCAGCAACUCGAAAAGGUGUCUCUGGCGUUGCUGAUCCUGCACGGGAAGGACGACAGAGUGACGGAUCCAUCGGUGAGCAAUGCAUUAUACGAGAGAGCCCGGAGCCAAGACAAGGCGCUCAACCUGUACGACCACGCCUUCCACUCUCUGCUCGAGGGAGAACCCGAUCACGUCAUACUCAAAGUCUUUAACGAUAUCAUUUAUUGGCUCGACAACCACUGCUAAACACGCACUCCAAUCGCGCUCCAGCUAAAUAUUCGUGCCGGAGCAGCAUUGAGGUACUCGUUUAAGGUACUUGAAACUAGGAUUCUCAGAAACAACUACUGCAGAAAAGUAAAUGAUUUUGCCAGAACUAUCAGAUAUUUUCAAAUGUAUACAGAUUCUUUAUUGCAUUUACCAAAAAAAAACGUGAUUUA
Molecule: messenger RNA, 1515 nt
Organism: Salvia miltiorrhiza (redroot sage)
Lineage: Eukaryota; Viridiplantae; Streptophyta; Magnoliopsida; Lamiales; Lamiaceae
Product: caffeoylshikimate esterase-like
Exons: 9
Coding region: 200-1324 (374 amino acids)
Cellular component (GO): membrane
Molecular function (GO): lipase activity
Source: RefSeq, a predicted model, not a curated record